This is a messenger RNA of Erpetoichthys calabaricus (reedfish), 3737 nucleotides long. It is a transcript of the gene eps8l2, whose product is annotated as EPS8 like 2. Bases 397 to 2484 code for a protein of 695 amino acids. The transcript is spliced from 23 exons. NCBI's taxonomy places the organism in Eukaryota, Metazoa, Chordata, Cladistia, Polypteriformes, Polypteridae. Gene Ontology annotation, biological process: Rho protein signal transduction; positive regulation of ruffle assembly; regulation of Rho protein signal transduction. Gene Ontology annotation, molecular function: actin binding. The record is from RefSeq and is a predicted model, not a curated record. Gene Ontology annotation, cellular component: ruffle membrane; vesicle; plasma membrane.
CGCUACGUGCACGGGAAGGCAGGCGGUUCAGGUGACAAAGGCUGUGCGUCACAAAGGAACGAGAGAGAGUGAGCAGCGCUCAGGCGAAUGCAAAGUUCAUACCAGCGCAAUUCACUUCACUAAGGACUGUGAACGGCUGCCGAAUACAUUAAGUCGACAAAAACCGGACAAAACUCACCUGUAAUUGUGAGUCGUAACAACUGAAAAACGUGAAAUACUACAUACAAACUGACAAGUCAGAGAGGUAGGAAGCAGAACAGACAAGCCGGUAGAGUGAGACUGUGAUGAAAAGAUUGGUCAAACGGAUGUAGCAGGAAGUCUCUAAGAUCCUCUAACAGCUUUGCUCAACAAAAACCUUCUGCUUCUAACAGACUCAAAAUCCUUUAGGAGCUGACCAUGAACCACCUGGGGCUCCCUGGAAGCCAUGCCAAUGGGCUGGCACGAUCAGACAGUGGAGUUACAAAGAUGAGCGCCAAGGCUUUAUACGAGCAGCGGAAGAAGUAUUCCAACUCCAAUGUAAUCAUGCAGGAGACAUCACAGUACCAUGUUGAGCACUUAUCCACUUUCAUGAUGGACAAGAGUGAGUCCAUUACCACUGUGGAUGAUGCUAUUAAAAAGCUCAUCUUGCUGGAUUCAAAAAACAAGAUUUGGACCCAGGAAAUGCUGUUACAAGUUACUGACAAGGCUAUACGACUACUGGACUGCGAGACACAGGAAGAACUUGAAAACUUCCCUUUGUCCACCGUCCAUCUAUGCCAGACAGUGCUGAACCAAACGCGUUAUCCAUCUGUCCUGCUGUUGGUGUGUCAGGAUUCAGACCAACACAAGCCUGAUAUUCACUUCUUCCACUGUGAUGAGGUUGAGGCGGAGAUGGUUCAUGCUGAUAUUGACAGUGCCCUGGGAGAUAGUAAGCAUGGAAAGAAGAUGAGACCACAAACUCUCAAGGUAAACCAGGAGAAAAUAAAGCGACAUCGAGAGUCCAUUCUUCCACCAACAUCUCCCAAAACAUCACCCAUCAAGGAUGUAAGAAGUCAUGUUGUUGCUUCUAGUGCAAGCGAAAACAGAGAGAGACACAGAUCUAUCACUGGCUCACAAAAUCUUGAAGAGUCUCAUGGAAAUCUAGCACAAAGAAUAGAGAAGGAUGUGCAAAUUUUGAACUGUGCUUUGGAUGACAUUGAGAUCUUCAUGGCACGGCUGCAGAAAGUAGCAGAGGCAUUCAGUCAGCUGAACCAGCGCAAAAAGAGCAAAAAGAACAAAAAGAAAGGUCCAGCAGAGGGAAUGCUAACUUUGAGAGCAAAGCCUCCAGCACAGGAAGAAUACACAGAUAGCCUGCAGAAAAUCAAGCUGGCCUUUAAUUUGCUGGCAAAGCUAAAGAGGCAUAUCCAGAAUCCAAGUGCUGCUGAAUUGGUGCAUUUCCUAUUUGGCCCAUUAGAAAUGGUGCUCCAGAGCUGUGGAGGUCCAGAACUUCCUCGCUCCAUUCUUAGUCCUCUGCUGUCCAAAGAUGCAGUUGACUUCUUGAGGGGGCACUUGACUCCAAAGGAGAUGAACAUUUAUGAGAUGCUGGGAGAAGCUUGGACAUGUUCCAGAGCUGACUGGCCAAAAGAUCACUUUGUUCCUCCCUAUGUACCAAAGUUUCGGAAUGGUUGGGAGCCACCACUAGAAAAUUUCAGGGGUGUACCUUGGGAACUGGAUGGGCAGAACAUGUCAGAGACUGUGGCAGAUCAUCAGCAAGAUGAGUCAGCCAUCUUGCCUUACAUCCCUUCAAAUGGAAAUUAUGAAGCACAGGGAAUUGGUCAGCCAAAGAAAUAUGCCAAGAUUCUCUACCACUUUGUGGCCAGAAAUGCCAAUGAACUAUCAGUUUUACAAGAUGAAGUGUUGGAGGUGGUAGAGGAUGGUAAACAGUGGUGGAAACUAAGGAAUCGAAGUGGACAGACAGGCUAUGUGCCAUUUAACAUUCUGGAUGUCAUGAACUUAGAGGAGUCACAAGUCACGCAAGAAUCCCACUACAGCCAGUCAAGUCAGCGAUACAUAAGACAAGACAGCUUUGAGAUGGGUGGUCCACGGCACUCCCCACGAGACAUUAAGGAUCAACGGAUUCAUCAAAUGGAUGAGGUCAACGAUGAACUCAUCAAAAGAAUCACCACCAGUAAAACACAGCAACCGUCCCGCAACUUUAAGGUGGAACGGCCACAAAGUACUCAUGUGCCACUCUCACAUAAUUCUGGCAUAGAGCAGGUGCGAGCCUGGCUUGAAUCUAAGGGCUUUUCCAAAACGACAGUUCAGAGCCUUGGCAUCCUGACUGGGGCACAAAUAUUUUCUCUCAAUAAAGAGGAGUUGAAAUCAGUGUGUGGACAAGAAGGUUCACGGGUCUACAGCCAGAUCACUGUGCAAAAAUCCAUGCUAGAGAGCAGCCAAGGAGAUACAGAGCUUCAAGAGAUCAUGAGACGCCAGCAAGAAAAAAUUGAAUCAGUCAGCAAGGAUUAAGUUCCAUCUACUUGUUCUCUGUUGCCCAUCUGCCUAUCCAUAGGUGAUUUGUCAACAGCACCAGAUCACCCCACUGCCUUGAGCUUCAUUUCUAAAGUUCAGUCCGAUUGGCAAAAGGGCAUAAAUAAUGCGAGAGCUACAUUUAACUCAAAAGAAGAGUGCUGGGUAUUUGUGUUGCCAUGUCAGAGGUUGUUCAAGUGGGAGUAACUAUGUAAUGUAUUUAUUUAUGUGACAAAUAAAAAGACCAGUACUUCAUUAGAUGCAGCAUAAAUUAGAGGUAGCAACAUGUAAAAACCUGAUGAACAGCCUCUACUCACAUGAAUGUAAUAUUGAUAUAGAAUUGUCAACAGACAGAAAGAUUACUAAAAUUAUAUUAUUUAACACUUCAUACCUUUAUUUUCUCAAUCUCUGCCCUGUUGCCAUGCUGUCUGAUAAUGCUUUUUCAUACAAAGUGAUUUAGAAAUAAUAGAAUUAGGUGAAUUUCCUGUUUGUCCUUUUUAAAACAAAAAAAUGUUCCUGAAAAUAGAAGAUACCUGUUAUUCAAUAUUGCUUUUAUAUUUUAUAAAAUAUAAAAUCAAAAAGUACUUGGAAGUACUGUGCAUACUGCAGUACUAGAGUUGCCAUAUUAGGUCAUCCUGAAGUGAUUUAGUAAAAGUGGAAAAGAAUAUUUUUCAUCGUUUCUCAAACAUGCUGAUUUUAGUAGAUAAAUCUAACCAGUCUGAAGCUAACAUAUAGAAAAUGAUCAUCUCUCUCUUCUAGAUCAUUUGUUCUUUUUAGCUAAAGAUGUAUAAUUUAGAUAAACACCUAACUAAAGGUUUUAUAGUCAGAUUUCAAAAGGGAAGAAGUCUAAAAUGCAUCUUCCUUGGGUGCAGUAUGUGCAACAGAUCACUGUAACUGUGACAGAUCAGGCAGUUUCUUAAAUAUUGAAAGUCAUUAUUUUACAUAUCAGUUUUAAGGAAACAAUAAUUCAUCAGGUAUGUGACUAAUACUCUUUGAUGCCAUCAACAAAGUGAAAGAUAAGGCCCACACUUUAUUUCUUUUCAAAUGCUGGAAUUUUUUCUAAGUAGUAUCGCUAUUUUUGAUCAUUGCAGCCACACAUCUAGUCAUGCUCAAUUUGUUGUUUAUUCAAUGGUUCACUGAAAGCAGCACAGAUUUUUUCCCAAUAUAUUGUCUAUAUAAAAAUUAUAGUACUAAUAAAAUGUAUUAUCUUAAAUAAAUCACUGGUUCCUAACCAGAAUCUGUAUUUGUCUGCA